UCCACUUCGUAAACAAUCAGUCUCACAACCUAAUGGAUUUAAGUGUCUCAGAUCUCCUCCUGUGUCCCCAAUUGAACCCUGCAACUGAUUUGAAAAAUGAAAUCCUGGUUUUUGACAUAUCCAUACUACAUAAACAACCAAACAUGCCAACACAAUUCCUCUGGCCUCAUCAAGACUUGGUUGGCUCUCAGGAUGAGCUAAGAGAGCCAGUCAUAAACCUAGAGGGCUUCUUGAAAGGUGACAAGGAGGCAACUGUUGCUGCUGCUCACCUUGUUGGAGCUGCCUGUAUUAACCAUGGUUUCUUCCAAGUUAUCAAACAUGGUGUAGAUGUGGAUCUUAUUCGAGCUGCACAUGAACAUCUGGAUUUCAUCUUCAAUCUUCCGCUUGCUAAAAAGCUUGAUGCUCGUAGGGAACCAGGCAGCGUUUAUGGCUACUCAGGUGCCCAUGCUCACCGGUUUUCGUCUAAAUUGCCAUGGAAGGAAACGUUAUCUUUUGUGUAUAACCAUGGCAACAGCCAUGACCUUGCUGUGCCUAAUUAUUUCACAUCCUCCUUUGGGAAAGAAUUCCAAGAAACCGGGUUGGUCUACCAAAAAUAUUGUGAGGCAAUGGAGAAAUUAUCUCUAGCAAUCCUGGAAUUAUUGGCGAUUAGCUUGGGAGUAGAACGUUCCCACUACAGAAAAUUCUUUGAAGAUGGUAGUUCGCUAAUGAGGUGCAAUUUCUAUCCACCUUGUAAAGAACCAGGCCUGACUCUUGGAACUGGUCCCCAUUGUGAUCCAACUUCCUUAACCAUUCUUCAUCAAGAUCAAGUUGGAGGCCUUGAAGUUUUUGCAAACAACCAAUGGCGACCCAUUCGACCUCGACCAGAUGCGUUUGUCAUUAACCUUGGUGACACAUUUAUGGCAUUGUCCAAUGGAAGAUACAAGAGCUGCCUUCACAGGGCACUGGUGAACAAGGAGAGUGUCAGAAGAUCAUUAGCCUUUUUCUUGUGCCCAAAACAAGACAAAGUAGUGAGACCCCCACAGGAUCUUAUUGACAGAGAAGAGCAAAGGAAGUACCCUGAUUUCACAUGGUCAGAUUUGCAAGAAUUCACUCAGAAACACUACAGAGCUGAUGUUGCAACCCUACAAAGUUUCAUUCAUUACUUUCUACCCACCAAACGUUACAACUAGUGGU
Coffea eugenioides is the source of this 1173-nucleotide messenger RNA. Its product is annotated as gibberellin 20 oxidase 2-like. Gene Ontology annotation, molecular function: gibberellin 20-oxidase activity. Gene Ontology annotation, biological process: gibberellin biosynthetic process; unidimensional cell growth; flower development. The coding region runs from base 33 to 1169 and encodes 378 amino acids. The transcript has 3 exons. Lineage: Eukaryota; Viridiplantae; Streptophyta; Magnoliopsida; Gentianales; Rubiaceae. The record is from RefSeq and is a predicted model, not a curated record.